Molecule: messenger RNA, 4401 nt
Organism: Aureobasidium pullulans EXF-150
Lineage: Eukaryota; Fungi; Ascomycota; Dothideomycetes; Dothideales; Saccotheciaceae
Exons: 6
Coding region: 286-4251 (1321 amino acids)
Biological process (GO): mRNA splicing, via spliceosome
Cellular component (GO): U2 snRNP; nucleus
Molecular function (GO): U2 snRNA binding; protein binding
Source: RefSeq, a predicted model, not a curated record
CUCUCUACCUUGCCAUCUGCGCACGCUCGUGGUGAUUGCAUGCAGUAAGCACCCGAUGCAGGAUCAGCUUCAGACAACUCCCCUAUCUUGAUGUCUACGGCGACAGGUCGUAUUACGUCCUUGCAUUGCGGACAGUAAGUGUGCACAUCGCGCUCUUCCAGCUUGCCCGUGUUGGCUCUCGACAUAUAUUACAACUCGGAAUCCCUUCGUCCAGCACCUGCACCACUUCUCUCACCUCCUCUUGUCUUCUCUUCUACACCGCAACCUUGAGACUACUACCCUACCAUGGGUCCACAACAAGUCAGUCCAGAUGCUCGCCAGCAAGAGCUCCAGAAGCGAGUCGGUCUGCUUUCGAAGACGUUAGCUUCGACUCCUACCCUUCGACAGAUCAUACCAGUACGGAUGCGAUCAUCGACAAAAGACGAUUAUGUCUGUGUCGGCAAAGAUUAUAUCCAGCUUUUCGAAAUCGAGUCCGAGGUUCGCAUCACUCACAUCGCGACAAAGAACGACUUUGAUGGCGAGAUCGGUGCAGCCAAUGCUAUUGGCUACUUCGAUCCGUACGAGAGUGAAUUCAGGGAGUAUCCUGACGAUUGGGACAACCUCAGCGAAUCUUCUGAGAAACCCAUGGGACCACAGAUGUUGACGUUCACACUCAAGGGCACAGAUCAGCUGUUCUUUCUAACGACCUUGGAAACUGAGGACGGUGAGAUCACGUUCAGAGUGUCUUGCAUACCCAUGCCAAAAUUUACUAGACCAUCCAGAUUGCUCGGAAACGCUAUCGCAGUUGAUUCACGCUCCCGAGCUCUAGCUGUGGCUGCCGGUGAGCGCGAGAUUUUUAUAUGCUAUGCGAACCAAGCAGAGUAUUUGAGCUCAGGGAACCAGAAAUGGGACGAUGGGUUCAUUCCCGUCUCUAGCUCCCGUAUUGUCCGUGUGCCAGGUACAAUUCUGCUCCUGGACUUUCUCUUCCCGCCGAAACACGAUCCAGACCGUGUCAUAUUGCUCAUGAUAGUGCUGCAUCAAGGAAGCGUGCGACCAGCCUGGGUCGAAUGGUCAUAUUGUGAUGAAGUCAGGUCUGCGGACAUCAAGCAAUGUCAUCGAAUCCUUUCACCUGGUGAACUACCGAAUCUCUUGAUACCUCUCAAAGGCAAUGCAGCAUUUGUACUUACCACUAGACGAGGCAUAACCAUCUUUGAACAUAUCUUAACCACCUCAAUUUUGUCGACUCGUCAAGGUGUUGAUCGGGCAGACCCACCGAAAGACUAUCCACCUUCCUCACAUAAACCACUCUGGGCUUGCUGGGUAAGACCAAGAAGAGAUGGUGAUUACCAGAUAGAGGAUUACAUUUACCUGGUAACAGAGGACGGCAAUGUCUACUAUAUGGUCUUCGAGCAGGAUCUGCCUGCGGAAGGUGUUUUGAUAAACCAUGUAGGAAGUGUGAACUGCCACGUGGACUCGGCAUGUGCUCCUUUUGGAAGAUCCGACCAAGGUGACAUCCUGAUAGUCCAGGGUGCGUCAAGUGAAGGUUGUGUCUGGAUGAGCGAAUGUCGCCAAGCCCCUGCCUCUGAUUCGGAGCCAAAUGGUGGCAUGCACGGAUUUGUCGUUUCUGCAUUACCUAAUUGGUCCGAGAAUUUGGAUUUGGUAGCAAAACCAACCUCGCGCAAGAGACUCUUGCCGAACUCAAGAGACACUCUGUUCGUGCCUAGCGGUCGACAACCUUACGGUCACGUCACAGAGUUGCGUAUGGGCCUCGAAGCGCAGAUCGGCCACCAAUUCUCAGAACACUUGCCUUUCGGGAAUAUAUCACACGCGUGGGUCCUGCAGAUCGAGCAAGAGGAUUUGUUCUUCUUCCUGCUUUCCAGCCCGGGUCAGACGCAUGUUUUGUCAGUACCCCAAUCGCCUGACGGUGAUUCCAGUCACAUCCAGGUCAUAGAACCCGUCGGUCUCGACCUAAAACACUCGACCCUCGCAGCGACCAUGAUCAACGAUCAUUAUAUUCUCCAAAUCACAGAGUCUGGUUUAUUCGCUUAUCGCAGCCCUCAAGACAGUCUGCUGGUCACAAAGUGGCCCAGUGAGUCUAGAGCCACCGCAGCAGCCAUCGAGGACACCAUCCCCUGUGCAGUCAUCGCAUCACGAAAGAACGAGCAUUCAGCAAUCGAACUGCUGAAGAUUGAUGAAGAUGAAGACGAUGGAACAGUGUCCUCUUCACCAAUCGGGAAGCCUGUACAGAUUGAUGCCGAGAUCAUAUCUGUGGCCAUCUAUCGCACUUCAUUUUUGGUCUUUGUUAUUGCUGGUACUUCUGACGGCACACUGCACAUAUUCAGAGUGUCGCCACAAAACGGUCUGGAACUAUAUCUCGAGCAUGAUAUUUCGCAGGAUCCUAACAAUCUCGAGGCUUUGAACGCAUGCGAAGACAUUCUCAUCCUUGGUGAGCAAGUGCGACCAGAGGGCCCUGUUGACCUUGUGGUACUUUGUGGUCUACGUGGUGGAUCUGUCUAUGCACUUGAGCUUCAAGUCAAGCAAGAUUUUUCGCUUCAGAUCAAGAUGCAUCAACACUUCAGCAUGGGCUUGACAACGGCUAAGCUGAGGCCUGGAAAGACCCCUUGGUCUGCGUUUGCGGCUUGCGGCGAUGGCUUCUUCGGCCUGAAGUUGACUGGCCCUAAGCUUAGCGCUCUUAACAUCUCAGAUGUGUACCUGACGGAGGUAGGUGCUGAUGGACGCGCCUUCCAGCAAGAAUCAGUGACAGCCAUGUCAAUGGUUCCGUAUGCUGAGACAUCCCCCUUGUCGGAAGCACUCAUCGUCUUCUCAAACGAUUCCUGUUACAUCACGGCGAUAUCCGAGAAACGUGGCAUCGUACCAAAGAAAAACAAGGUUCGAGGCUCGCCUCACAUCCUAAUCGAAUCCAAGCCACUCAACUGCUUCGUCAGCGCAUCUUCGUACGGACGGCUGCGUUCAGCAACGAGCAGAACCGUACAUGACGUUAUCCAGUUCAUCUUGCCUGACGCGAGAUCUACUUACGAUUUGGAUGUCGGUCUCAAGGUUUAUGCAAUGACCGAGUGGUCUUUCAGGAGAACACCCGAAUCAGCGCCCCAUGUCUUCAUCGCUGUUGCCGUUGGACGACCUGUUCGAUUGGAUGGAUUUACACCGGCCGGAUCACACGCAGGAUGGAUAUAUCUGCUUCGACUUGUGCGCAAUAACAAGGACAAAGCUACGAGUUUUGAGGUUGAGGUUGAGGUUUCGUACAAGAAACCUUUCGAAUCUCCAGUUACCGCCAUUUCGACCUAUGGUGAAACCGAUCUUGUGGUGUGCUCCGGAACAAAGGCAUAUUUCCUCGAGUAUGAUACGCAGACAUCCAGAUUCAAUGAAGUGUGUCACUUCGUCAUGCACAGCCCUGGCAUUCGUGUAACCACUUCACCUCCACAUGUCCAUAUCACGACCGAGCGGGACUCGACUCUUACACUUCAGCUGAUGGGCGGUCCAGCCGAUGCUGGCACAAGAAGACUGCACAAUGUCGGUAGAGGCGAUGGAGCACGACAAUCUGCCAGCCAUACGACCAUUGACGUCUCACACGACCAGGACACUGCGAUGAGUCUCAACCUCACCAGUACCCUGGAACGUGAACUAGUUGGCCUGAGGAUUCCAGAUCCUAGUCAGCCGCCCAUGAUCGCGACUCACGAUACGCUCUUCACUGCGGAACUCCCCCGCUCUGUCAUGCGCAUCGUCGAAGCCAAGAUAAGACCACCCUGGAAGCCUGCGACUGCUCCUGGCGUGCUCAAGGAUGAUCUAGUAGGCAUCACCGUAGACGGUACAGUCUACGGUUUCGCCAUUCUCGACGAACGUACCACGAAUCGUCUCCGAUGGGUCCAGAGACUCUGCCAGCGCAAUCCUGAUAUUUGUCCGUUCACCUACAGCAAUCCGCCAACCGUGACUCAAAACGGAAUGACCAAAGAGCUACCAGUGAUGCUUCCGCCUGCUGGGUUCGACAAUUCGACCACUUCUGAAGCUGGCGCAAACGGAGAAUUGGUAAAAAGGUCAAAGAAACAUAGACCUAGUGAUAUGCAUGUCGACGGCGAUUUCCUGGUACGUUUGUUGGAGCAAGAUGGUGCGGAACUCCUCACCUCCAUUAUGGAACUCGAGGCCACCCAAGCCAACGACCCGAUCUCCAUUUGGAUGCGUGAUAACCUCGAGGCACAAAAGAGAGAGGUAGAUGCACUGAUUGCAGAAGCUGCGGCUGCUGUGGAUAGAUGGUGGUAAAGCUUUUGGCACUGUAACAGACAGCGCUUGUGGAUACAGUACUGCAUAUAUGGGCUCAGGCUUUUUGUUUUUUUUCCUUAUACGUUCUUCCAUAGUUCCGGAGUCGUGGGUCUCUAGCUUCUCUGCUCAAAAAAUGUACAACUGUCGAUU